Messenger RNA from Cokeromyces recurvatus, 1004 nucleotides. RefSeq lists its product as uncharacterized. Lineage: Eukaryota; Fungi; Mucoromycota; Mucoromycetes; Mucorales; Mucoraceae. The transcript is spliced from 5 exons. The record is from RefSeq and is a predicted model, not a curated record. Gene Ontology annotation, biological process: cytoplasmic microtubule organization; cytoskeleton-dependent intracellular transport. Gene Ontology annotation, cellular component: cytoplasm; centrosome. The coding region runs from base 54 to 806 and encodes 250 amino acids. Gene Ontology annotation, molecular function: dynein light intermediate chain binding; microtubule binding.
AAAAAAAGGAGAGCAAGGCUCUAUGUAUUUUUCUUUUUCCUAUUAAUCUAAUAAUGACUUCAAAAAUGGAAGCAGUUAUGGAAGAUGCUUUUGUAGAAUGGAUUAAUACGUUUGACUGUAAAUCCUAUGCUAUUGAUACAGUCGUGGAGUUAACAGAUGGAGUUAUACUUUCUGAAAUAUUAUCUGAUAUUGAUCCUAAGUGGUUCAAACAAAUUAAACCUACAGAAACUGCUAGUAAUUGGGUUGUCCGAUUUAACAAUCAAAAGAAGCUUCACAAAAGCAUCACUCGCUAUUUCGAAGAUAUUAUUGGGCAGGACCCAGAAUGUUUACCGACUAUUAACCUUACUGCUAUAGCUAAAGAUGCUGAUCUUCACGAAUUACUGAUCAUGUGUCAAUUAGUCAUUGCUAUAGCUGUACAAUCUGACAACAACAAACUUUACAUUGAGAUGAUUCAGGGAUUAUCACAAAAGAGUCAACAUGCUUUAAUGGUCUCUAUUGAAAAAGUGAUGAGUUAUUUCGAAACAGAUGCACUUAGUAGUCAACAUAACAGGUCAUCAUUUUUAUCUGCCAAUUCAAAUUCGACAAAAAGUUUGUUAGAGGAUAUGCCUUAUCGUUAUCAAAUUGAAUUUGAAAAAAUCUUGAUGGAGAAAAGGCAAUAUGAGACAUUACAUUCCCAGUUAUUAACUGAAUAUGAUGAAUUACGAGAAAGAUUUGAUGAUUUGUUAGGCGAAAAGGAAGAAUUAAAAAGUCGAUUACAAGAUAUGGAUGAGGCAAUUACAAAAGUAAAUAAUACUGUUUUUUUUUAAGGAUACACUUAUGUAAAUUGUUGUAUAUGAUAGGGAAAGAAGUGAAGAUCGACGUCAAGAGACAGAAAUGCUGAUGGAAACACAUCUAGCAUCUAUUAAUGAACUAAAAAAGCGAGUAGAAGAGUUGAGUGCUGAAGUAGAAGAGACAACCUUGUUAAAAGAUCAACUUGAAGAAUAUAAACAUGCCACUGAAAAGAU